Messenger RNA from Penicillium odoratum, 90 nucleotides. RefSeq lists its product as uncharacterized. The transcript has 3 exons. Lineage: Eukaryota; Fungi; Ascomycota; Eurotiomycetes; Eurotiales; Aspergillaceae. Gene Ontology annotation, cellular component: cytoplasm. The record is from RefSeq and is a predicted model, not a curated record. The coding region runs from base 1 to 90 and encodes 29 amino acids.
AUGUUCGGCCGUCUUACCCACUACGCAUUUGAUGCGGUCCUCUUCUCCGCCUUCCUCGCUGGCGUCAAGCGCUCCACGGGCCUCACGUAA